Molecule: messenger RNA, 6327 nt
Organism: Clarias gariepinus (North African catfish)
Lineage: Eukaryota; Metazoa; Chordata; Actinopteri; Siluriformes; Clariidae
Gene: kdm5a
Product: lysine (K)-specific demethylase 5A
Exons: 27
Coding region: 402-5528 (1708 amino acids)
Biological process (GO): chromatin remodeling
Cellular component (GO): nucleus
Molecular function (GO): DNA binding; histone demethylase activity
Source: RefSeq, a predicted model, not a curated record
GGGUAGGAAAACUAAACCGGGGGGUGGCGUAGUGUAGGGUUUGUGUUCAAUUCGACGUCCUGUUUUCGAAACAACAGAGAAAAACAACCCUAAUUACAUCCUGCAGAUGGAAAUUAAUUUUUGUAAAAAAAAGAGUAACGCAUUAGUGUUAUGGUAUUCCGGUUGUAGUAAUUGUACAUUGUUGUAAAGUGUGUGAAACGGGAUUGUUUUCAGGUCGUUCGCACUGGAAGGCCACAUACAGACAGGCAGUGAUGGCGAUUAGAGCAUGAAAUGAAGCCGUCCUUUAUUCCGCGACCCGAUCAUGCAUGCAGUACUGACGCGUUGGGAAGUAUGUCUCUUCUAGUUGCAAGUGUGUGAAGAUCGCGUUGUUGUAAAGUGAAACUCGAGGUUUAUCCCGCAUCAUGGCGGUGUACACGGAGUUCCUGCCUCCUCCCGAAUGCCCGGUGUUUGAGCCGAGCUGGGAGGAUUUCUCCGAUCCGCUCGGCUUCAUCAGCAAGAUCAGACCUAUCGCAGAGAAAAGCGGCAUCUGCAAGAUCAGACCACCUCAGGACUGGCAGCCUCCUUUUGCUUGCGAUGUGCGCAACUUCCGUUUCACACCGCGAGUCCAGCGGCUCAAUGAGCUCGAGGCCCUCACCAGAAUAAAGCUUAACUUUCUGGAUGAAAUUGCAAAGUUUUGGGAACUCCAGGGCUCUAAACUGCGCUUUCCACACGUGGAGAAAAAAAUCCUGGACUUGUACCUACUCAGCAAGAUUGUGUCUUCUGAGGGAGGCUUCGAGUCUGUGUGUAAGGACAAGCGCUGGUCCAAGAUAGCAGCUCGCAUGGGUUUCCCACCCGGGAAGGGAAUCGGUUCCCUGCUGCGCUCUCACUAUGAGAGGAUCCUUUACCCAUAUGAGCUGUUCCAGUCUGGAGCUUCACUUUCUGGCGUCCACCGGCUCUGUCAAGCGAAAGACGAGGCUGAAGAGGUGGAUGAAGGAAUAGAGCGUGGCUGUGAGGAGGACGAGGAGGAGGAAGAAGAAAAGCCUAAAGAGAAAGAAGGCAAAGAACGGGAAGGUCUGAGCGACAAGUCACAGAAGAAGGAGCACACACUUCCUGAAAGACGAUCACGACGCCUGAAGUCUGAGAGGGAGAACAAAGAGCCCAAACGCCUGCAGAUCUUUAGCACCAGUCCUAAAGUGGUGGAUUUUGAGAUUGUUCCAGCUGAUGAUGCUUUCAUUAAAAAGCAGAAGCACCUGAAGGCUCAAGCAUUUGCUAUUAAGAUGCGUCCACGCAAAGAGACCCUGGAGGUCAAUUUUAUUGACCUGUACAUGUGUAUGGCAUGUGGGCGGGGCGAUGAGGAGGACCGCCUUCUGUUGUGUGAUGGCUGUGAUGACAGCUACCACACAUUUUGUCUCAUUCCACCCCUUCAGGAUGUGCCCAAGGGUGACUGGCGUUGUCCCAAGUGUGUGGCAGAGGAGUGCAGCAAGCCCCGGGAGGCGUUUGGGUUUGAGCAGGCUGUGCGUGAGUACACACUUCAGAGCUUUGGAGAGAUGGCAGACCAUUUUAAGUCUGACUACUUCAACAUGCCAGUUCAUAUGGUUCCUACAGAGCUGGUGGAGAAAGAGUUCUGGAGGCUGGUAAGCAGCAUAGAGGAGGAUGUGAUAGUCGAGUAUGGUGCAGACAUUAGCUCCAAAGACGUUGGAAGUGGCUUUCCUAUGCGAGAUGGAAAAAGAAGGCUUUUGGGAGACGAGGAGGACUACACCAACUCAGGCUGGAAUCUGAACAACAUGCCGGUGCUAGAGCAGUCCGUGCUUGCCCACAUUAAUGCAGAUAUCUCGGGGAUGAAGGUACCAUGGCUUUACGUCGGCAUGUGUUUCUCCUCCUUCUGCUGGCACAUCGAGGACCACUGGAGCUACUCCAUCAACUAUCUGCACUGGGGUGAGCCUAAGACCUGGUAUGGAGUCCCAGCUUGUGCGGCAGAGCAGCUGGAGGCGGUGAUGAAGAAACUGGCACCGGAGCUUUUUGACUCUCAGCCUGAUCUGCUGCAUCAACUCGUCACCAUCAUGAACCCCAACGUUCUAACGGAGCACGGCGUUCCAGUGUAUCGGACCAAUCAGUGCGCUGGAGAGUUUGUGGUGACUUUCCCGAGAGCUUAUCACAGUGGCUUCAACCAGGGCUACAACUUUGCUGAAGCUGUCAACUUUUGCACUGCCGAUUGGCUACCCAUGGGUCGUCAGUGUGUGGCUCACUACCGGCGGCUGCAGCGUUACUGCGUUUUCUCCCAUGAGGAGCUGCUAUGUAAGAUGGCAGCAGACCCUGAGAGCCUGGACGUGGAGCUGGCAGCGACCGUGUGCCGAGAACUCGCAGAGGUGGUAGAGGAGGAGACACGACUCCGACAGGCUGUGCAGGACAUGGGGUUACAGUCCUCAGAGCAGGAAGUGUUUGAGUUGGUUCCAGAUGAUGAGCGGCAAUGUUACAAGUGUAAAACCACCUGCUUCUUGUCUGCUCUGACGUGCUCGUGCAGUCCAGAGCGCCUUGUCUGUCUGCACCAUGUUACAGAGCUCUGCGACUGUCCUUUUGCAAACAAGUGCCUCAGGUUUCGGUAUGAUGUGGAAGAGUUUCCUGCCAUGUUGUAUGGGGUAAAGUCUCGCGCCCAGUCCUAUGACACGUGGGCCAAAAGAGUCAGCGAGGCGUUGUCAGCUGAUCAAAAGAACAAGAAAGAUCUGAUCGAGCUGAAGGUGUUGCUGGAGGACGCAGAGGACAGGAAGUAUCCAGAGAACAAUCUGUUCCGUAAGCUCAGAGAGAUGGUGAAGGAGGCGGAGACCUGCUCUUCUGUGGCCCAGCUUCUGCUCAACCACAAACAGAGACACAAAAGGGAGCGCACAGAGACCGGUCGUACACGCACCAAGCUGACGGUGGAGGAGCUGAAGGCAUUUGUGGAGCAGCUGUUCCGUCUUCCAUGCGUCAUCAGCCAGGCACGGCAAGUCAAAGAGCUGCUAGAAAACGUGGAGGAUUUUCACGAGCGCUCUCAGCUCGCCCUGGCAGAUGAGACCCCGGACUCAGCUAAGCUUCAGGUUCUAGUUGAGCUGGGCUCAGGGCUUGACGUGGAGCUUCCAGAGCUUGCACGAUUGAAGCAGGAGCUGCAGCAGGCCCGCUGGCUGGAUGAGGUGCGUCUCACCCUGCACGAGCCCCACCGUGUCACGCUUGAGCUCAUGAAGCGCCUCAUUGAUUCGGGUGUGGGUCUGGCCCCGCACCAUGCUGUGGAGAAAGCCAUGGCUGAGCUGCAGGAGAUCCUCACUGUGUCCGAACGCUGGGAAGACAAGGCACGGGCAUGUCUACAUGCUAGACCCCGGCACAGUAUGGCCACCCUUGAAGGCAUCGUAGUUGAGGCCAAGAACAUCCCUGCCUAUCUGCCUAACGUUCUGGCUCUCCGGGAAGCCCUCGACAAAGCCAAAGAAUGGACAUCCAGAGUAGAGGCCAUCCAGAAUGGGACCAGUUAUGCUUACCUGGAACAGCUAGAGACUUUGUUAGCCAGGGGCCGCUCUAUUCCUGUGCGUCUGGACGCCCUGCCACAGGUGGAAUCUCAGGUAGCUUCAGCACGAGCAUGGAGAGAGAGAACAGCACGCACCUUUCUUAAGAAAAACUCCACCUACAAUCUGCUACAGGUCUUGAGUCCCCGGAAUGACAUCGGUGUGUACGGCAGCAGCAGAAGCAAGCGCAGACGAGCUAAAGAGUUGAUGAAGAAAGAGCGUGGUGCAGAUCCGGAAACCUUGAGUGACCUGGAUGAGACCGCAGAUGAGGAGCGCUCACCCUCUGCUGUGGUGGCUGCCUUUAAGGCUCAGGAGCAGCAUGAGGCAGAAGCCAUGCACUCCCUCCGGGCUGCCAAUUUGGCCAAGAUGAGCAUGGCUGAGCGCAUCGACGAGGUCCGCUUCUGCCUGUGCCGCAAGACAGCCGCGGGUGUGAUGCUACAAUGCGAGCUGUGCAAAGACUGGUUCCACGGUGCCUGUGUGCCCCUGCCCAAAGCGGGCACGCAGAAGAAGCUGACAACAGGCAGCAGCUGGCAGAGCGCUAGCAAAGAGUCAAAGUUUUUGUGUCCACUUUGUCAGCGUUCAAAGAGACCCCGACUUGAGACUAUCCUCUCGUUGUUAGUGUCCCUGCAGAAGCUUCCUGUACGACUGCCUGAGGGCGAGGCGCUGCAAUGUUUGACAGAGCGUGCCAUGAGCUGGCAGGACCGAGCGCGGCAGGCCCUGGCCACCGACGAACUCUCCUCUGCCCUGGCCAAGCUGUCUGUGCUCAGCCAGCGCAUGGUGGAGCUCGCAGCACGUGAAAAGACAGAGAAGAUCAUCAACGCAGAGCUGCAGAAAGCCGCUGCCAAUCCAGACCUGCAGGGACACAUUCAGACAUUCCAGCAGGCCGGAUUCAACAGGACCACCUCGCCACGGCCAUCUUUAGACUAUGACGAUGAGGAGACGGACUCGGAUGAGGACAUCCGUGAGACUUACGGCUAUGAUAUGAAGGACUCAGGUGAUUUAAAGCCAUACUUGUUCUGUGAUGAGGAGAUCCCCGUGAAGUCAGAAGAGGUUGUCAGUCACAUGUGGCCAGCCACGCCCUCUUUCUGCGCUGAACAUGCCUACUCCUCUGCCUCUAAAUCCUGUCCCCAAAAUCCGACCACUCCGCGGAAACAGCCCAGAAAGACGCCCCUGGUGCCACGCAGUCUGGAGCCUCCUGUGCUGGAGUUAUCCCCGGCUGCCAAGGCCCAGCUAGAGGUGCUCAUGAUGGAGGGAGACCUGCUGGAAGUCUCUCUGGAUGAAACUCAGCACAUCUGGAGAAUCCUGCAGGCCACGCACCCACCCUCAGAAGAGCGCUUCCUGCAGGUGGAGUCAGAGGACAAUCUGCUAGAGAAGCCUUUGAAGCUAAAAGUAAAGGAAAUGGAGAAGAAGAGAAAGAGGAAACUGGAGAGAGCGGAGCAGCAGUUACUCUUGGCCUCGACAGGUAUGGAAAGCCGCCCCAAAUGCAAAGACAUUAAAAGGGUACUCGAUGUUGGUGGCAAGCCCAAAAAGAAGAAACUGAAGCUCAGCCCGGAGAAGUCACGCGAGCUGAAGCAACUGGCCAAGCGCCUCGCCAAAGAGGAGAAGGAAAGGAAGAGAAAGGAGAAAGCUGCGGCUAAAGUCGAAUUCGGCAAAGAGGGUCUGGAAAAGAAGAAGGAGAAAAAGAUCCUGGACAUCCCCUCUAAGUACGACUGGUCAGGUGCAGAGGACUCCAAUGAUGAGAACGCUGUCUGUGCAGCUAAGAAUUGCCAGAGACCAUGCAAGGAUAAGGUGGACUGGGUUCAGUGUGACGGAGGAUGUGACGAGUGGUUCCACCAGGUGUGUGUAGGUGUCUCAUGCGAGAUGGCUGAGAAUGAAGACUACAUCUGCACAGCUUGCUCACGGAAAGCUGGCGGAGUGAUGGGAGUCAAAGUGGGCGUAGAGACAGUGGUGAUGACGUCGGCUAUGUGUAGCACACAGACUCUUUCCCCACUGUACCAAGGAGAGGUUCAGGAGGGCAGCUAGCAUUACACAGCACUUCACUCGUGUAGACACACACACACACACACACAUAAACCCUACAGCUGCUGUUGUAACUCCGCUGCAACCUCUCCUUCUUGUAUGAUUGAUUUGAGGAAACUGACGAUGGGGCUGACUAUUAUUUUGGACAAGUCAAGAGUUGCAAUCCAGUAAACAAGAAGAAAGACCAGGAUACUGCAUGAAUAAAAGCAGUCUGUCUGCUUUUUCCAAGGUGAAUCCAUUUAAGGAUUCCGUGCAUGGACUUGUACAAUAAAUGUGUGGCUAGUUAAACGGGAAAUGUCUGCUAUGCUGGAGAUUUGCAUUGUUCCACCAAACAUCUUCCCUUUUUCCCCCCCCCUUUUGUUAGUUAACUGUCAGAACAUAGAGCUCAGCUCCAAGCCUAAGGCUAUCAUGUCUUCUCUGAUCACACUCACGUUGGUUCUUGGUUGCCUCAGCUGAACCAGACUGUAUUCGCACAGCUCUGUUUUAACCUGCUUAAAUAAAUUGUCAUACAUUACAAGAUGUAUCCCACAAUGCAUUGCUGGUUUGCUCCGGACAUCCCAUCACUAACAGCCUAUAAGACAAUUAUUAAGUUAUUUGGUUGAUGCAUAAACAAGUUACCAUGCAAAUAUGUAGGACUAGUUUAAAAUCUAUCUUUAGGUGAAGUAUUUAUGGUGUAAAUAGAUUUUAAAGAAUUACUGAGUCCAUGUGGAUGUUUUUGUUGCUAAAAUUUAUUAAAAUAAUUCCUAGUGAAACAAAUCCAAGAUUUGUUGUCGGCUGUUGUUUUAUUGUGCAUUUCUUUAAG